Molecule: messenger RNA, 2688 nt
Organism: Cuscuta campestris
Lineage: Eukaryota; Viridiplantae; Streptophyta; Magnoliopsida; Solanales; Convolvulaceae
Source: the annotation of a GenBank genome assembly
AGAAAGACGAAAAAGCCCAAGUUAGUAGUGUAAGCUUAAAUCAAUUUUUUUUCGUUUAUAGGGUAAAAUUGUUGGGGCCCUGAUCGAUUGAUUUCCCUCCCUUUGCCAGAAAUAUGGGUUGGGAGGAACAUCCAGAUUCUGAUGUUGAUUCUAGUCCCCAUAGCUCCAUUUCGGAUGGUUGGUCUCCUGAUUCACCCUGCUAUCCUGAACAAAAGGCAUCUCAAGAGGAUAUCGAGCGCCAAAACACUAAAUCUUCUAUGCAUGCAUUGGCAUACUACAACAAGAAACAUGCCACUACUUGUCGUGUUUUAGAUGGUGCUAAAACCAAAAGUGGUUGUCUGUUGUGCAAAGAAGGGGAACAUCCCACCCAUGGGUUCAGGAAUGGGCUUCACGAGUAUAAACCACGCCCUCUACGUCCUCGUUCUGGCAAGGCAAGGCAUACAGGCUCCCGCACCCGUAGUAGGCUCACAGUGCUUAGGUGGCGGCAGAGGUCGAGUGCACAUGCUUUGUCGUUCGAGGAGAACCAAGGAGGAUACGACCGGGUCCGCCCUGGGUUCGAGCGGAGAAGGAUGGUUCCCUUGCUUCCAGAUCUUAUUGACAAGGCUCAAGGGGCCUUUGUUGAAGGAAGUUAUGCUUGGACUUGGCUUUCCUCUCAAAUUUGUUGGCGUCAUCAUGGAAUGCAUCACUUAAACUUCAUCUUCUAUAUCUCUGUUAAUGGGAACACACAUGGGUUCUUUAAGAGCAGGCGUGGCCUUCGGCAGGGUGACCUUAUGGCUCCCACUCUAUUCAUUUUCUGCAUUGAGUACCUGUCCAGUGAAUCUGGUGAUCUCCGCUCGCUGGCUGGGUGCGAAGUUUUGCAGGAGAGAAAUAAGAGAAGAGAAGGAGACGGCGAAGAAAUGGCGCAACUCCCAAAUCUCGACAAUGCUCCCAUAAUCCUCACCUCCAUAAGAGAUCAAUCGCAGAAGGAGCUCAUGAUAAUUUUGAAGAACGUUCGAGGGCAGAAGUGUUUGGUUAUUGAUCCUAAGCUCAGUGGUUCACUCUCACUUAUUGUGCAGAGCUCAAUACUCAAGGAGCUUGGGGCUGAAUUGCGGCACCUUACAAGUGAACCAAUCCAAACAGAUUGUACUAAAAUUGUUUAUCUUGUUCGAGCUCAGCUUGGCUUGAUGAAGAGUAUUUGCUCAGACAUUCAUAAUGAUAGUUCUAAGGGGAUUCAAAGAGAGUAUUUUUUGUAUUUUGUUCCUCGCCGUGCAGUUGUAUGCGAAAAGGUACUCGAGGAAGAGAAAGUCCAUCACUUAUUGACCAUAGGCGAGUAUCCCUUGUAUCUACUUCCUCUGGAUGAAGAUGUUUUGUCUUUUGAACUCGAUACUGCAUGCAGAGAAUUCACAGUUGAUGGAGACACGACCUCUCUUUGGCAUAUAGCAAAAGCCAUUCACAAGCUUGAGUGUUCCUUUGGUGUCAUACCAAAUGUGAGAGCCAAAGGGAAAGCAUCUGUCCGUGUUGCUGACAUUUUAUAUAGGAUGCAAGACGAAGAACCAGUGAACAUCACCGAUGUUGUUGUGCCAGAGAUUAACACUCUCAUCCUCAUUGACAGAGAGGUGGACAUGGUUACACCUAUGUGUUCCCAGUUAACUUAUGAAGGGCUAAUGGAUGAGUUUCUUGGUAUCAAUAAUGGUGCUGUGGAGGUUGAUUCUUCUAUAAUGGGUGCCCAGCAAGAGGGGAAGAAAAUGAAGGUUCCUUUAAAUUCUAGUGACAAGCUAUUCAAAGAGAUACGGGAUCAGAAUUUCGAAGUUGUCGGUCAGGUUUUACGUCAAAGAGCAACAUCUAUGAAACAAGAUUACAAUGAGAUGCAAACAACUAACCAAACUGUUUCUGAAUUGAAAGACUUCGUUAAAAAACUCAACUCAUUGCCUGAAAUGACAAGGCAUAUACAUCUUGCUCAGCAUUUAAAUAAAUUUACAUCUAAACCUUCAUUUCUUGGGCGGCUAGAUAUGGAACAUACUAUUGUGGAGUCUGAAAGUUACGAUAUAUGCUUCGAGUACAUCGAGGAGAUGAUCCAUAAACAGGAACCUCUUGUCAAUGUUCUGCGCAUUCUCAUAUUAUUUUCGAUCACAAAUUCUGGAUUACCAAAGAAGAACUAUGACUACUUAAGGCGAGAGCUACUUCACAGCUAUGGUUUUGAGCACAUUGCUACAUUAAACAAUUUGGAAAAGGCGGGAUUGUUCAGGAAGCAGGAAUCAAAAAGCAACUGGAUAACUAUUAAACGUGCUCUUCAGCUUAUUGUGGAGGACACUGACACUGCCAACCCCAGAGAUAUUUCCUAUGUCUUUUCUGGAUAUGCACCUCUCAGCAUUCGCCUGGUUCAGCAUGCAAUCAGAUCUGGGUGGUAAUCUCUUUUUUUAAGAGCUCUGUUGGAUAGUAUUGACCAUAUUGCUGUAUAUAAUUUUGUAGUUACUGUAAUUGAAUUAAUGUUAGUGAUUUUUUUGUUAUUUUAAUCUGCACUAUAAUCUUAUAUCCGUCAAUGGAGUGUAAAGAGUCAUUUUUGACAAUGUUUUAGCUUUGAGUAAAGAAUGGAUUAAAUCAAAAUGACACAUUAAACUUCUCUUGCUUCUUACUUUCUAUGAAGUUUUGGGCAGUAAAUGCAUCAAUGCAUCAAGGGUCUAACGGAAACAACCUCUCUGUGUUUUCCAG